Messenger RNA from Ruditapes philippinarum (Manila clam), 4492 nucleotides. RefSeq lists its product as uncharacterized. The coding region runs from base 107 to 4492 and encodes 1461 amino acids. The record is from RefSeq and is a predicted model, not a curated record. NCBI's taxonomy places the organism in Eukaryota, Metazoa, Mollusca, Bivalvia, Venerida, Veneridae. The transcript is spliced from 6 exons.
GCGAUUGUGAAAGGCGGAGGGAUAAUAAAAUGGAAAGAGAACAUCGAAAACGACAAUUGGACAACCGGUAGUUCUCAUAAACUAUAACCAGUGAAACAUCCAAACGAUGAGUCACCAAUCUGAGAUAGAGAAAAUCAAAUACAGAAAUUGGGUGAGAGGUGUUUUGGCAUAUAAAUAUUUAAAAAAAGGACUGGAAGGUUUUGCUGAUGAUGUUGUUAAACAAGAACAUAAGAGAAUUCUUAGUGCUAUAUAUCAGAAAUCUAGUACCACUUGCAAACUGCGACCAAAACAUGAGUGCAGCACACAUUGUGCUGGUAAAAAUGAAUGCCUCUUGAGUAGAAUCAAAUGUACUUGUUUGUAUGCAAAGAAGGAAAAAUGUCGUUUUCAAGUUUGCGAACACAUUAUGAACGACAUAUUAGGAAGCCACGGAUCCACCUCGCCAACACCAAAUUGGGAAAAUACAGACAUACAAAAAUGGUGUACAGAACCUUGGGAGGUCGCCAAAUGUUUUAUAAAUGCACCUGGAUAUUUCUACAAGACAAAGGCAGAUAUGGACAUAUCUGGAUUACUCCAUGUCUUCAUUAACAACGCCAGUCUUCAUUCUCAUUUAGCAUGCUCCAUGGCUGAAAAAAAUAUAUUCAUCAAGGUACGAGGUAGAAGAAACAAAUUGUUUCAUUCAGCUAGUAUGGAAAUGGAAGGACGGGCACUUACUGAGUGUAUAGCUGAUAUCGUUAAAAUUCUUGAAGACCCAAAAGAACUGAAAGGAAGACCUGAUGCUCAACAAGCUGUCAGCAAACUUAAACAGUUGAAGGAAAGCAAAUUUAUUAUUACAACAAACAACGAGGUCGAUGCAUAUAAAGAAGCAAUAAGUUAUGUAAGCCAAAAAUCAGAAGAGCUAAAGCAGGUGAUUGAAGUUGGAAAAAAAGAAAUUCAAUUUGCCGUUGAUCAAGAUACAGCAAGAGCUAAAGAAAACAUACAAACAUGUCAAAAUGAUGCUAUAAAAGAAUUUGACAAACGCAGCGAAGUUAUAUAUGAAAGAGUCGAAAAACUGGAAUCAGACGUUUCUGUUUUGAAAUCAGAUGUCUCUUUUGUGAAGGAGCAAGUGAAGUCAUGGGAGGAGAAACUUGAGGAACUUAAAAAUGAACGUCACAUAUACGAGCGGCGUUUAGAUUACGUCGAAGAGAAAAAAGAGCUACAAGGUAAGCUAAUUGAAUAUUACCAGAGGCAUUGCGUGAAGACCUCGAUGUCUCCUUUGGCGCAAGAACAAGAUAGCAUCAAUAUUAAAGAUAUAUAUGUUCCGUCCGAGAUAAAAGUCAUUGCGGUAAACCAAUCUGCGCAAACUAGUAUGCCAGAGAAGAAAUAUCUACAGGGUUAUCAUGAAAUCUUUAAAACAAAGGAGCAACGAAAUAAGAAGAUUUAUGUUUUGGGUAAUGUCGGCACAGGAAAAAGUACUUUCUGCAAAAUGAUGAUUGAAAAUUGGUGUAAAUAUCAUAUGGUAAUUGAUGAGGCCAGAGAAUCAACUUGCCCUGAAAAUGAUCAUGAAAAGACAAACACUGAAUCAUUUGAUCCUUAUAUGGUCUACAAGCGUGAUGAUGACGUCUCUCAGAUGGAACAUUUUGAUUUUCUUUUUUUUAUACCAUUGCAGUUUAUGCUAGAUUAUAAAUCUGACGCAACUGUUGAUAUGAUUAAAGAACUUUUAAAACAUCUCACUUCUAAUGCGGAGUUGAUAGACAGAAUAUUUCAGGAAGACUCAGAGCGUUGUCUUAUCAUUGCUGAUAGCUUAGAUGAAUGGAAGCCUCAUAAAGAAAUUGUACGCAAACCUCAUGUAAGCUAUGGGAUACCAAACGGAGACCUGGCAAAAGAUGCAACAGUCAUAACAUUAUCUAGACCAUCUGCAAAAGGAAUACUUAAUUUAAAAAUCUCAGAAGUGGAUCUCAAGUUAGAACUUUUAGGCGUAUCUAGUGAAUCAUUGAAAUCAUUUAUCGAACGAUAUAUUUUUAAAGCAAAUGUUAUUGAAAAGUCUUAUUAUGAUUUCAUUGAAAUUAUGGAAAGAAAACGAAUUGAACACGUAGAACAAACACCAUUGCUUUUGCAACAACUGCUUUGGUUAUACACAAAUGGAAAAGACCUAGGUGAAUCCGUAAGCGAAACUUACUGUCUGGUUUUAAAUACCAUGUUAGGUUGGGCAGACCACAAAGAUACCAUGAUUGAUAGAAAUGAAAGUCAUAGUGAUGCAACUGAAUGCAUGAGUUUUCGUUUGCCUGAAAUGUUGCAAAAAUAUCCGAGGUUUGAAGGCAAAGAACGUGUUUUAUUUCUAUGUAGUCAAACUGCUUUUGAAGCUUUAACUUCAGGUUCAAUUCAUAACAUAUUUGGGCAACGAAAUCUUUUAAAGAUUGGAUUAUCAAAAGGUGACAUCACUGCGCUUACACAAGUUGGUAUCUUGAGUAAAAGCAAUCGCUUCGACAGAACAGAGGAAGAUACACAAUAUGGUUUUAUCCACAUGUCUUAUCUCGAGUUCUUUGCCGCUAUGUUUGUCUCAAUGUUUGAUAACAUGAAAGUAGAUGAUAAAAAACAGAAGAUUUUAGAUAAGUUUUUAUGUAAAUGUAAAUCUGCUAGUGACGUAUUACAGUUCUCUAAUAUGAUUAAAAUUGUUUGUGGUUUGUGCCCCGCUCUUAUCAGUGAUUUGUCACAACGGGUUUCAAGUAUUGUAAAUAAGGAUGAAGACAUUUCAAAUUCAAGAAGUAAGUAUUAUGAAAAUUGGGUUUUUACAAUGUCCAUGGACCACCAGUUACUAAGUAUACAAGACCUUAUGCUAAAUUGUCUCAAAGAAUGUGACCCUGAUGACAGUACUAUGAUCAGCAUAAGUGAUCUUCGCAUACAUAGGUGUUUACCUCUACAAAGAAUCAAGCCAGAUGAAGUGAUUUCUUUGCAGUGCAGUUUUCUUGGAAUACGUGAAGGAGACAACGACUCGGAUUACUUCAACGAUAUAAUAGAAUUUACCACACAAUUAAAACAAGUGCAGUACAUUUCUGUGUGUAUGGACAUGUACCACAAAUUUGUAUUUAAAUUUUCAUUUUCCGAAAAGGUAUUUUUAAGACAACUGACCCUACAAGCAGUGAAACGUUGUGAUAGAGAUCUCGAUCUCUCAAUGCAAAACCAUCUUCAGACACUUCUGCUAAACGAGUGUGAAUUAACGGUUUCUGGCCUCAACUUUGAACAGCUUAAACGAGUAGAAAUAUUACAUUCUCGGAUCGGAUCAGAUGUAAAUUGUCCAUUCAAAGCUGGCAGACUGACUGACCUUCACAUUAUAAACACUUGGUGUUCAUCUCAAUUUAUAGCCUCAUUGAUACAACAAGCACCAUUAAAAAUAUUGAUAUUAUCAAAAUGUGGAGAAUUGUACUCGUAUAAUGAUGUUACUGAUAUUGAUCUGUCUAGACACAAUCAUCUGAAAGAUCUUACACUAUCAAACAGUCCAGGUCUAGUAAUUACUGGAUUGAACACUGAACAACUUGAAAAAGUAUAUAUUGAUUAUAAGAUAUAUCAUACUGAUUUUUAUUUACAAUACGAAGAUGAUUCUGAAGAUGAAUACGAUUACAUUGAUUAUAGUAACUAUAAUAUACAUGCAUUAAAAUUUUAUCAUUUACAAUACGGGUGUCGUCUGAAGAAACUUUACCUGGAAAACCUAACUGUUGAUAAAACAUCAACUGAACAAUUAUUACGACAAGCACCAUUGCAAGAGCUGACUAUGAUACGGGUGUCUGGUGCUCAAUCUAUUGUUGAAGGUCAAAUCAGAGGUGUUUCUAACGAUCACUCUGUUGUUGAAGGUAAUAUGACAGAAGAGCAGUUUGUUGACCGUAUCAGAGCUGAAACUGAUGGUCCAUUUGCUGAUGAAUGUCAUGGGUCUGAUAAUGAAUCUGAUGAGAAUGGUCAUUUGACAGAUAAAUCUGAUGAUGAAUCUUAUGUUGAACAUUUUUUCAAGUUCCCGUUUCUUAAGUUGUCCGACUGUAAGAAUUUUAAAAUUUCUCACCUAAACACUGAAAAAUUAAAACUGGUUGAUAUAUCAAGUAGUCCAGGAAUAUUUGACUUAGACAAUUUAUUAAAUGCUGGCAGAUUGACUAACCUUUCCUUGAAAAAUAACCCAGACGGUGAAGAAUUUCAUUACAACAAAAAAGUUGAUAAAGUAGUGCACACAUUACAUCAGCUUAGGUGUCUCAUGUUACAGAAUGUAGAUAUAGAUGACAAUGCUUUAACUGUUACACCAGAUAUGACAAAUUUAGCAUUUAUUAAACUAAAAAAUACCAACAUGAGUUUGGAAACAUGGCGAACAUUCGUUGAAAGUCUUCUCACUCUUCAUAAGCCUGUUGAAGUCGAAGCGGUUAGUUUAAUAGAUUUAAUAGACAGUGCACGUAACUAUGUUCUAAUUAAUCCAAAGUUUAAAGUGAAGGAAACAACGCGUUGGACUUUUAAUUUUGAAACUGGAUCUAGGGUAUAA